CGCCGUCAAGCCGCAGAUGGUGGAGGACGUGUGUGCAGACAUCAAGGGCUCCGGCACCAAUCCUCUCGUCGUCUCGAUCGCCGCGGGCGUCACGAUCGAGUCGCUCGAGGGGUGGCUCGGCUCGAGCGCCCGCGUGGUGCGGGUGAUGCCAAACACGCCGUGCCUCGUCGGCGAGCUUGCCGCCGCCUACGCCCCCAACGCAGCGUGCUCCGCCGCCGACGCGGCGACGGUCAGCUCUCUGCUCGGCGCUCUCGGCACGGCGUUCAAGGUCAAGGAGGCCGACCUGGACGCGGUGACGGGACUGUCAGGCUCUGGCCCCGCCUACGUCUUUCAGUUUAUCGAGGCCCUCUCCGACGGAGGCGUGCGCGCAGGCCUCACCCGCCCGAUCGCGACGGCGCUCGCGGCGAAGACCGUUCGCGGCGCGGCGACGAUGGUGCUGCAGACAGGCAAGCACCCGGGGGAGCUGAAGGACCAGGUGACGAGCCCUGGCGGCACGACAAUCACGGGCGUCCACGCGCUGGAGCAGGGCGGGAUGCGCGCGGCGGUGAUGAACGCGGUGCUCGCCGCGACGGCACGGUCGCGCGAGCUGGGCAAGAAGUGACGAAGCGGGAGAGCGGCUCAGUCGGGUGUGUGAGGUGGUGCUAGGCAGCCUUGUGCAGGGCAGCCUGUUGUGCCGCAGUUGGCGUGUUUUUCUUCGGUGACGGGUGAGCGCCGAGCGCAGAAGGGGAGCGCUGCGUCCGUCUGGGGGGGGGGGGGGGGCAUCUUUGUUUACCGAGAUG
Emiliania huxleyi CCMP1516 is the source of this 779-nucleotide messenger RNA. Its product is annotated as pyrroline-5-carboxylate reductase. The record is from RefSeq and is a predicted model, not a curated record. The coding region runs from base 17 to 601 and encodes 194 amino acids. Gene Ontology annotation, molecular function: pyrroline-5-carboxylate reductase activity. Gene Ontology annotation, biological process: L-proline biosynthetic process. NCBI's taxonomy places the organism in Eukaryota, Haptophyta, Isochrysidales, Noelaerhabdaceae. The transcript is spliced from 5 exons.